AUGCAUGACAAUCGCUCUCAUCCGCUCUUGGAGCAGGUCCCGUUGACGGUGUCCCCCUUCGUCAACCUGCCCACGGCAACUACACUUCCAUACACUUACAAGACCAUGCCAUCAACCCUGCCGCCAUCCGCCACUGGUAUCACCGGCGCCACAGACGGCAGCGACGGCGACCCGUCCGCAAAGGCGCGGUACGUCAUAUCCCAGUCGGGCCAUGCAGCACAUCCAGACGACAUCAUAGCGUCGUGCCGGGCGUUACAGGCGCACGUGGCCAAGCUCCAGGCGGACGCCGAUGCCGAACUGAGAGCGCUGGAUGACCGGAUCAAGGCACGCGAGCUCGCCGAGAAGCGCAGAGUCGCACCUGGGUGGCUCGACAGUGAUGCACGGCUGCUCGAGCCAGAACGCAAGUCUGUCAUCUUGGGAGGCGAGGUGGCUAGCGGAGACGAGCGCAGCAUGAGUGAGCAGUUUGCAGGCAUGAGCAUCGCCGCGGCCCAACAGCAGCCGGGAGGAGUGAUCGAGAUGCCAGCUCCCGAUGAAGGCGAAGAGCUAGACCGUGCUUUUGGUAGCAUGGCGUUUCGGCCGAGAUGA
Molecule: messenger RNA, 585 nt
Organism: Phaeoacremonium minimum UCRPA7
Lineage: Eukaryota; Fungi; Ascomycota; Sordariomycetes; Togniniales; Togniniaceae
Exons: 2
Coding region: 1-585 (194 amino acids)
Source: RefSeq, a predicted model, not a curated record